Diachasmimorpha longicaudata is the source of this 4249-nucleotide messenger RNA. RefSeq names its product hormone-sensitive lipase (gene Hsl). Gene Ontology annotation, biological process: triglyceride catabolic process; cholesterol metabolic process. Bases 351 to 2549 code for a protein of 732 amino acids. Gene Ontology annotation, molecular function: sterol ester esterase activity; triacylglycerol lipase activity. NCBI's taxonomy places the organism in Eukaryota, Metazoa, Arthropoda, Insecta, Hymenoptera, Braconidae. The transcript has 4 exons. Gene Ontology annotation, cellular component: cytosol. The record is from RefSeq and is a predicted model, not a curated record.
CUGAAGUUCACUGUUUGAUUACAAGUCAUGUAUCAUACAUACAACACACUUAACCUCAAACUGUCAGACUUUGAGAAGCGUAACAAUAGCCCAAUAAUCAGUUAUAUUUUCUUAUUUCGCAAUUUACAAUCGCGUGAGAGUUGAAAUAAUAGAAGUCCCUCAUAUCUCAAAAGUUUUCUCACUCUCGUUAGAAAAUUAUAACCUACAACGUUCCCCCAAUUAGCUGGUAUUUUCGAUACAAUGGAACCGUUGUUCUAUCAGUAAAUAAUAUAAAGGUUCAGGGAUUAUUUCCUGGAGUAGACAAAAGGCGAUUUCCGAAGAUUUGUUUAUCAGGCUGUGAGUGAAUUCCAAUGUCUUUCGAAAAUGAAGUUAAUCAAGCAAGUGAGAACCCUCAAAAUUCUCAUUGGGAUACCCUGUGUCAAUUGGCAAAUGCCAAUAAAGAAUUUUUCUCCCCACAUCAAGAUGAAUGUGGAUUGAGAAUUUGUACUGCACACAUCGUAGUACUCGAUAUAGUGAAAGAAUUACGUCCAUUGUGCGAAGAAAUAGCAGCAAUUGCUCCUCAAUAUGACUUUGAUGAGAAUACACCUGGUAAUGGCUACAGAAGUUUUAUUUCUCUCGUCGAUAAAUCUAUUUUACAUUGUGAGGGAAUUUGCCAACAAAUCUACAAUCUCAGGGAAUCUGUACUUUUCAGAAAAACAAAUUAUAUGAGGGAAAUUGAGGCGUGCUCCCAGCUCAUAGCCUCCUUGAGCACCUUUUUGCAUCAUCUGAAGGUCCUUCAUAGUUGGAGUGAAUUAGGAAUGGACAACAGACCCUCCCUGUUUCCAUCAGAGGAGCACAGUUCACAGGAAUUAUUGGAUCAGGCCGGGAAUAUUGAUCAAUACUGUUUUUAUGGGAGGUGUUUGGGUUUUCAAUUCAAGGACAGCAUAAAAUACCUCAUGAAAACAGUACUAGUAUCUAUGGCCUCGUUUAGUGAGGCUUAUUACACGAAUGGAUCAUUUCUCGGCAGAUGUACUAACUCAGUGAAAUACGUGAUUGAUCCAGAAGCACGUGCACGUCGUAUUGUUAAUGUGUCACAGAGGGCAGACGUUUAUUUCUGCAAAUCAUUUUGGUAUUUACAUGAUACUCAUUUACUUCACUUUGUACGAGUUAUGAUGAUUCCAAGUUUGGCUAUCAACCAAGUGAUCUCCAUCCCACCUGAACCACUGUCUAUACCUUCGAUAAGUGGUGGUCCAGAUGUUCAAAUACCAAUUCCAGUCAGUCAUGUUGGAAAGAAACCAAUUCAUGUCAAACUAUGGAGUUCAAAGCGUAGAAUAGGAAUGGUGGGAUCAGCAAGGGCCGGUGGAGAACUGUAUGGACCAUCUGAUGUACUUGUGUUUCAUUGUCAUGGUGGGGGAUUCGUUGCAGACAGCCCAAAAUCCCACGAAACUUACCUCGCAAGUUGGGUGGUUGCUCUGGAUGUGCCAAUAAUCAGCAUUGACUAUAGUCUAUCGCCGGAAGCACCUUAUCCACGUGCUCUCGAAGAACUAGUGUACACUUAUGCCUGGGCUCUGAAACAUGCCAAUUCCCUCCUUGGAACUAAUGCCAAAAAAGUGAUACUCAUUGGUGAUUCUGCUGGUGCUAAUUUAAAUCUUGGAUUGGCUGCUAAAUGUUUACAACUUAAUAUCAAAAAACCCGAUGGUAUUUUCAUGGCCUAUUGUCCUGUUCUUGUCGAAUUUGUACCGUCUCCUUCGAGAAUGCUUGGUCUUACUGAUCCAUUAUUACCGUUUGGAUUCAUGAUGAGAUGUUUGCGGGCUUAUGUCCUUGGGGACACGACGUUGGAUAAGAAGGACAAGGACAAUGGCAGUGGAGAAUUCUCAAAAUCAGAUACUGAAUCAUUUGCUGAAGUUUCAGAGAGUGAUUUGAUCGCAAUUGCACUCAGUCCACAUGGAGAUAAGGCUGACGAGAGCCAAUUGGCUUCAUUACCGUCUGAUUCGACACUGAACUCUGUUAGUUUAGCUGAAGUUGACAAUACGCAUGGAGUUGAACUUACCAAAAGCGAAGACAAAAGUGAGACCACUUCUCAGGAGUAUAUUCGAAAAUUUUUAGAUCUUUAUAAGAAUAUGAGCUUCAAAAGGUCAAGCACAUCUGUAGUUGAGCAGACUGCUAAUGAUUUUGAUAUUUCCGAUGGAAAAGAAACUUCAAAUUUCUUUGGAUUUCCGGUUCCCAGGAGUGGAAGCAGAAUUAGGGAGCUCGAUACUACUUGUUCAAAAAGUCCUACUGAAGAAUUUGUCUUUACUGUUCCAAAGGAUCCUUACUUGAGUCCCUAUCGACAUACUGAUGAAGUACUUAGACAAUUACCGCCAUGCAAAAUAAUCACUUCUGAUUUGGAUCCUUGUCUCGACGACUGCGUGAUGUUUGGUAGAAAAUUGAGAGCCCUCGGGAAUAAUGUUACAUUGGAUGUUUUUACCGGCCUACCCCACGGCUUCUUGAAUAUGACAGUGGCAUCUAAAGAAGCAGCCGAUGCUUCCGAACGCUGCGUCAAAAGGAUACAGGAAUUGAUCGAUAUGUAACUCUAUUCCACCAGAAAAAAUAUUGAAUAUUUUAUUAUCUAAAACUCAAAAAUCAUGGGAGCGCUCCAAUGAAGUAGUCGAUUGGCGUUUUUCUUUUUCUGUGAUUAGACAUAGGGUAAAUUGUGGCAAUAUUUGCGUUUCAAUAUUUUUAUCCAUUUUUUUAAACUUUUGCAUAUUUAUUAUGGUGAUAUUUGCAACCUGGGAGUGACAAUAUGACAUGCCGUAUGGUCGAUUCGUAUUGGAGGCUUUUUUAGGGAUCUGUACUUCUGAAUAAUUUUGCAAUGAGCUGGCUUACCGAAUUUGGAUAAUUUGUUGACGGGGACGUUAAAAAAGAUGUUUAAAAUAAAUGGCAAGUGAAAAAGGUAUUUCUAGCUCACUGCAAAUUUUUUCACCAUUUUAGGUGACUGACCUCUUAAGGUCAACUUUUAGAAUUGUGCCUUCUCCAUUAGCAAUUAUUAUUUUUAAUCAUGAAACCAUACUAUUUACUUAACAAUGCAAUAAUUCAGUCAACAAAAUAGUAUCAUAGAGGAAAAUUAAUAAUUUUAGGCGAACACGAUUCUAAAAGUCUGCAUGGACACAGGGGUUCUGAUACCUCUUCAGAAUAUGCGAAUAUAUUUCCGUGUGGCACUGUCUACAUGGUAUAUUUAAUUACUUCCAAUCAUUAAAUUUGACGGUCAAGUUGUGUAUGAUUCAAAUUACAUUCUGUGCAGAAUUAUUUUCUUACGUUGGGUGCUUAUAAAAAACUCAUUGAAAUCGUGUCAAAUUUUGUAAAUCUUUUUGCUUUAGGUGUGCAAGCGAUUUCUGGGAUUACUCUGAAAGUGAAUAAAUUUGUUACGGUUCCGGAGAAAUGAUUUUUAUGGGAGAAAAUUGAUUGCAUAUAAAUUAUUUGACGAAACUACAUUUAAGCAAAAACUCUUCAUAUAAAAUACAUCCAGUUACCUUGCUGAAUCGAGUAAGUAAACUAUAAAAAAAUUAUCUAGUUGAAACGGACAUAUAUUUUGCGAAUGCGGGGGGUUUUACGCAAUCAAUGCUUCAAGAAUUUGAAGGUUUGGACUUGAACGUAUUAGUUUCAGUCGAGUGCUAUCUAACGCUGGCGUCAAGUACUCGGGAAUGUCAUAAAAUACAUGAUUCCCUCAGAAUCAAUAGUUUUAAUAGCACCGAGUAAUUUCUUCUAUUUAUUGAACCUACAGAAUUGAUGGAUAUAAAUGUUUUUUUGUUGCUUACAACGAAUUUAUUGAUAUUUUUUAUACCCAACGUUAAUUAUCACCAGAUCAUAUAUUGUUGUCAAGAUGAUAUUGAGUAGAAGAAAGUAAAGAAAUAAUAGAACGGGAGAUAUGACCAAAGGAAUAUAUAAAUUAAUGGCAAGGUAAAACCAAUGUAGAAAUACAAGAAAAUUUUAUUGACAUUUUGUACAGCAGUAAAUUGAUACGAUCAAAGUAAAACGGAAGAAAAUGAGGACGAAAGGUGGGAAUUGAAUUAAAAAAUAAUGAAGGAAGAGAGAGAAAUGCUAGCAUGUAAUUUCAUUCAUUUACUGACUGGAUGUUUGUCGGUUUGUAUCUGAUUGUGGAUGCACUGUUUUUUGUAGUACAUGUGCGUCUGCAGGUUCAAUUCUCUUGUAAUAUUGUUGCUUCGUUGCUACAAUUUCGAAGCCGAACUUUUUAUAAAAGUCAAUAGCUCCCUCAUUGUUGACUUGAACGUGU